GGGACCCGGGACCCAGCAGCGGGGGGGUCCCGUCCUCCAGGCAAGUGCCGCGGGGCGGAGCCGCCGCCGACCCCUCUCCGCGCCCGGGUUUCCUGCCCGAGGCCGGGCAGCGGCACCUGGCCCCGCGGCCAGCACCAUGGGCGAGCGCCACACGGACGGCUUCUCCUGCAGCGCACCUGAAUCGCUCCAGUCACUGCAAUGAAUGGCCAGACUAUCCCAGCAAGCACUCCCGGGCGUUCCCAGGGCUGGAAUGAGUUCUGCGAGCUGCACGCGAUCACCACGGCCAAGGAGCUUGCCAAGAAGUACCUGCUGUUUGCCACCGAGAACCCCCACCAUGACCUCCUGGCAGCCGAGAACUUCUCGGUGCAGUUCACAGACCUCUUUCAGCAGUACUUCUGCAACGAGGUGAAGGAAGGCUUCGCCAUGAACCAGUUCAGGGUCCUGCCCUUCAGCAGGGUGCGGGACUAUAGGGAGACCAGCAAGAGGCACGCGGAUGCCUCUUCGGGGCCGGUCGCGGCGAAGGUGGAGGCGGAGCUGACUGCCCACUCUGAGGCCGACAGAGCUGCUGACACUAACCCGCGGGGCCUGCCCAAGUCGUGGAGUUCUGAGGAGCUGAUGGGGGCAGCCUCCCCUCUGGCCGCCAGGAGACACUUCUCCCUCACCCAGCUGCGGAGAAGCUGGCGCAAGUUCUUGCGCCGGAGAUCCUCCGAGGCCAUCCCAGGCGAGGGGGAGGUGCCAGAGCCUGCUCUCAAGCCUGGGCUGGCCAAAAAGAUCCUGCCGUGGACCCUGUCCCGAGAUCAGGCUCACGAGGUGUGCAAGGAGGGUCUCUUAAAAUACGGCAUGGUAGAUGAAACCACCAUGGACAGUGGGACACGCUGGCAGCGGUGCCGAUUGGUUCUACGGAAGGCGGGGACGUCAGACAAUGAAGAAUAUGUCUUGGAGCUGUUUGAUCCCCCCAAGUGCUCCAAACCCAAGCUGCUCACGACCUCCUCCGCUGUCCAAGAGAUCCGGAGAUGCACCCGCCUCGAGAUGCCAGACAACCUGAACACCUUUGUACUCAAGGUGAAUAACUGCACAGACGUUGUAUUCGAGGCUGGGGACGAGCAGCAGCUGAGUUCCUGGACAGCCGAAAUCAAAGAAUGUAUGACCCGAGGGUCCGGGGGAGCCGAUGUAGAGCUGCUCUCAGGCCAGCACUCUGACACCGUGGCAUCCAGCCCCGCCACUGGCAGCACCGACUCCCUUACCCAAGGUGCUAUGCACUGUGGGCAGCCGGAGCCAUCCUGCCAGAAAACCGACCAGUUCCUCUCGUCCUACCCCUGGUUCCAUGGCCCCAUUUCGCGCGUCAAAGCCGCCCAGCUCGUGCAGCUGCGGGGGCUGGAUGGCCACGGGGUUUUCCUUGUUCGACAGAGCGAAACCCGCAGGGGCGAAUACGUCCUCACCUUCAAUUUCCAAGGAAGAGCGAAGCACCUGCGGCUCUCGCUGACCGACCGGGGGCAGUGCCGGGUGCAGCACCUGCGCUUCCCCUCCAUCCUGGACAUGCUGCACCACUUCCAGCGGUGCCCCAUCCCCCUGGAGUGCGGCGCGGCCUGUGACGUCAAGCUCUCCAGCUACGUGGUGGUCAUCCCGUCGUCCCAAGGUUUGGGCUCAAGCAACACCAUCUUGCUUCCGUUCUCCAUCCCUAAUUGGAGCUCCGAACUCAACUUUACCCCCCUCAGUCCCUCCAGCUGCCCCCGGCUACACAUGACAGACAACAUUCACCACAGUUCUCAGCCAGAACAGAUCUUCCACCUGGUGCCCUCUCCAGAAGAACUGGCCAACAGCCUCCGAGACACCGACGUGGCCGGCACGCACUCCAGCCGGCAGCGGGACUCUGACUACGAGCUGGAUUCCCCUGGCAGGGGCCACAUUCGGGCUAUUGACAAUCAAUACACACCACUCUGACAAGAUGGGGGGGGAGGGGUGCAAACCACGCACUUUGGCUUGGAGCCCUGGUAGAGAACUUCUGCUAGAGAUUUUGGGAAGCCUAUGAAAAGAAUGUAAUUUGGGAUUUAUUUUUUUGGUAAGGGAGGGGGUAAGAUAUAUAAAUUGUUCACUCCAAUAUGGGUGUGAUCCCUCUAUUAGGCCUGUUAAAGGGCCCAUUUUUACCUAUUAAAGCUUUCUUAUGACUGUU
This is a messenger RNA of Trachemys scripta elegans, 2170 nucleotides long. RefSeq names its product SH2B adaptor protein 3 (gene SH2B3). The transcript is spliced from 8 exons. The record is from RefSeq and is a predicted model, not a curated record. Gene Ontology annotation, molecular function: transmembrane receptor protein tyrosine kinase adaptor activity. Lineage: Eukaryota; Metazoa; Chordata; Testudines; Emydidae. Gene Ontology annotation, biological process: intracellular signal transduction. Bases 199 to 1941 code for a protein of 580 amino acids. Gene Ontology annotation, cellular component: plasma membrane.